UUACUUUUAAUGAAAAUCCAUUAUUCACUGUUACUUUUAACUUGAUCGAUGAGACUUCAACAAUGUUAAAUUUAGAAGUGCCAAAGGUAGUCCUCAUUACUAGAGAAAACUUGAUAAAAAUUUUAAGAGUCACUGAACAGAAUAAAAAGAAAAUUGCAAUCGAUGAUGAUGUG
Messenger RNA from Racocetra fulgida, 173 nucleotides. Lineage: Eukaryota; Fungi; Glomeromycota; Glomeromycetes; Diversisporales; Gigasporaceae. The record is from the annotation of a GenBank genome assembly.